GUGAGCGAUCCAAGUCGUCCCGCUCCGCGGCGUGUCACUGUACACAUACGACUCGACGAGUCCAUGCUCGAAUGUGUCUGCGGUCCAUUGGGUCGCGAGGAACGGUUCAGUGACCUCACUCGCUUGGACGCGCCUGCCAAAACAGGUCAGCAUGAUGCGACCAUAGGGGCAGAAGCAGGUGUGCCCCAUUCACGCACCUCGAUUUGCCGACAACUGGCCCGAACAACGAGUCAUUCACCUCCCGUUCCUGCCAAUUGAGUCCCCGCUCCUCACGAGUCCCAGGGAUUCCGCCUGUGAGAGUCUAGAAGGUCCGUCAUCUCGCGUAUUCACGCGUAGAUGGAUAGACUGCCCUGAUCAAUAUCGAUAUGCUCCACCCCUGCGUCGUCCUUGUAGUGCUUUACGUAGAGGGUGAUCGUGCUUUUCGCGAUAACGCUUCGCUUGAACCAACCGACGCCUUGGAGCCUCAAGAUCGUGUCUGUGUCGUUCCCAUUGGUCAAGGUCUUGUUCUGAGUGCAAGUGAUGUUCAAGAUCGUGAACUCUGCAGGGACAGCCAUGGUGGUAGAUAGUUGAAGAAGAGUUCGAGUUACUACAUCUGCUGCCUAUUUAGUCAACGGUCGAACGCGGGGUAUCGCAAUCACUGCCUCGUCGAACGUCCUGUGACCUCAUUGCUCGAAGCAUGUGAAUCCCAUGGGGAAUGUGAUUCUCCCCAAAGCGAAUGGGAGGUACCAUGCUUUGAGCAUGGUCUAUUUGCCAACAGGGAAUACAGUUAUGACCUUCCAUAUGGCAUCCUUCCCCCGUUCCCAUGCCUGAGGGCCUUUAGCCGCGUCUCCCCCAAACUCGACCAUCAGUCCAUCAUGCGUCCAUUCGCACCAGAUCCCAAUUGAGCCAGAAGACGGCCCAGAACCGCCACCCUUCCGAGCAGGCUCCCCAAAACACGCGACGAAAUCUUUCCCCGUGCUUUCAGGGCCAACCGAGAAUUCAGCCGGCCUGCUAGGCAGCUCUUUUUCCUCCUUGUCUCUCGUACCCGGCUGCAGCUGGAGGGUGAGAGGCAUGCCGGGAUACGUUGAGAAUGCGAGUUCGGCCUUUCGUGCUGAGGUUCCUUUGGUUUGGGGAUCGGAUGCUGUGGGCUUGGGGACGUUAUAGAAAUCGAGUCCCUCGAGCUCCAAGUCACUAUCUCUGAGAUUCGUACGCGAUAACCCCGUUGCGGGCUUGUAUCCGUUCUUGGGGGCGAACAACAGACUCAAUCCGAGAGCAUAGUAGUUGAAGUACACCGCGUCGGAAUACGAUUUGAUUUCUGGUUCUGCAACUACCAAGUUGGUCUGACUGUAUAGAGCUGCGAUGUACUCGCGCAGAGAUUCCGAGGACGGGUUUGCGCGUAAGAGAUUGUGGAUGUUGAGAGACAUCAGCUAUCUAAACACGUGCCAGGCAACCUUUCUUGGCCAUGACGUUGAUGGCGGUGGACGCGCCUCCACCGCGUCGCAGCAUACUUGCCACAGCUGCUGUCUCGAUCGCUAGCUUUCUGAGACCGAGGCUACCUCAUAUUCUGCCUUUUUUCAUCUACCUGUCUUUGUUCCCUCUGCUUGCCUUCUUCUCUGCAACUGCUGGGUUUCUUGUCUGGGAGAACGCCGCUGUAGCUUGGAGGGUACCACUCUAUCUGCAAUAUGGCGACGGACUGCCUCCAUACGCAGACGUUCAGUUGCCGUCUCUUGUCGCCAAACAGCGAUACGACUUCUAUCUCGACCUACAAGUUCCUGCAGUCGAAUCGAACUACGCACUAGGAAACUUUAUGGUCAAUUUUUCUCUCUUGACGCGCGGAAACCACACAUUAGUGUCUGUCCGAAAACCGGCCAUUGUGGUAUCUCCACAACCCCGACUGUUCAGGCGCACUUCUUCAGAGAUAUCGAUUCGCGUUCCUGUCCUCUCUUCUUACGCGGCCGGAACAUCCAAGCUUGCUGUGCACAUUGAAGUGGGACGACGAGACAACUGGAAGACCCUGGGCACAGGGCAAGGCCGCGAACUAAGUGUUACCUCGGCGUCUCUGCAUGGUACUGUAGUGCAUCACGGUAUCCGCGGUUUGGUCACUCGUUUCCCUCUGCUAUCUGCUCUGGCGGCCUCGGCUCUGUUCUUCUUCGUGUCGUCCUCGAUUGUGGCUGGAUGUAUUUUGCCACUGGUAUUCGACCACAACGCCUCAGCAUUUUCUCCUCUACCCCAAGACCUCGCGGCACAUCCGUCUCUGGCUCCAACAUCGGACGAUGAAUGGACAAGUGAAUCGGAGAAGCCGCUGGCCAGAGGACGAGGCAGUCAGACCUCCAUCAAGACAGAGGAGGACUACCCUACACAGGUGACUGAUAUGCCUGUGGCAUCCGGAUCUACCACUACGACAACUCUGCGACGAAGGCAGUCGAGGAUUUACGAGUAUUCUGCGUCCGAUUCUGAUUCGUCUUCUUGAUUCGUCCUCUCGAGAGGAAACCAUUCAUUGAAUUGUAAAAUAUACAAGAAUCCACGUUUAGUAUUAGCGCCCCACCGCCAGCCGCUCAUUCUUUUGGUUCUGCUUUUUCUUCGGUGACCGACUGCGAAGGUUUGCUCUCUCCAACGGAUGCUGUGUUCGAAUCUUUGGCUUGUACAGCGGGGAUCGUUGCUUUGUCCUCAGCUUGUUCUUCAGAAAUCGUCUCUUUCGCCUCGGCAGGCUUUGUGUCGGGCUUCGCGAGCUCGACUGGCGCCGACUCCUUUGGUUUCAACUUGUCUGUGCUGGAAUUACUGGCAGGUGCACCACUUAGCCCUUUGACCAGAUCCCCAGCCUCAUCUCCGUCCAAGCCAAGUUCGGCGACGAGAUCUGCCAACUCUUUCUCGGACACAUGUACACCUUGCAGCCCGAAUCCAUCCAGCUCGGUGCUCACGUCGAACAGAUCGUCGCGCUUGUUGAUCGGGAUCGGUUUCUUGCCCUUGAGCGGAGACGGGGGAUGCUGCGCGGCGAUGAUCUUCGACCGCUGAGGCUCGGGCGUCAUCUCAAGCGGGGUGUACGCCCCUGGCACACCCACAGGUCCGGCGGCAAGGGCCGGACCGUCUCCAUCGAGGUCGGGGUCCCAGGACUCCUUCAGCCGCAGGAAAAUGUCGAGUUCGUCGUAUUCGACUGCUUCUUCACUGACCAAAGUGUGAAUGCGGGAUAAUGCACGGGUAGAUGAGAGAUGGGAAGACUGACAACUCCGAGAACGGCUGGAGGGGAGCUAGGGUGUCAGUUAUCGUCGCAGUGCGGUGGAUCGUGAGACGAACUCCAGGGAAUUUGCCGCCUACUAGCAUGCCGGGAAGCUGUUGUUUGUCUGAUCAAUGUGUGAGAAUGCAGGAGCACGAUAUAUAUAGCAAGCAAGUAUCGGCCGCACCUGCAGGUGCCUUUCGCCUCCAUCUUCGCUUUGCCUUGCCGCCGACUCAGAUUAGAAGAGACGUUCUGAUUGUGAGAUGGAUCGACCGACAUUCUCGUCUGAUGCAAGGUCGUAGGAGGUAUACGGGAUCUUCUUGACCUGAAGCGUCCGAAGUAUGUAGUCUGGGUUUGGAUCAUCAAGCGUCGUCAGGACUCAGGAUUGUGGACUUCUUCAACUGACCUUGACGUUGUCGCAAGACAGGCUGCGACGCGAUUGUAGUGAGAAAGAGCUGUUUCGACCUGAGUUGAGUAUGGAUUUGGAUGGCACAAGGUAGGACAAACUUCGAUGGGUGGCGAAGGCAUGGCGGUUCGCAGUCGACAAGAUGGCAACGUCGAGCUAUCGGGGACUAGUUUGGACACCGAUAAUUGACGCGUCGACAAUCGAUCGGCCUGUCAGAUUACCGCUUGCUGCUCACCUUACUUGAUCCCCUCCACUAAGGAUGCCAGACAGCAAAGAACCCGUCGCGAAAGUGCUCGUCGUGUGUCUGGGCAAUAUCUGCCGCUCUCCCAUGGGCGAAGCCGUCCUGCGAGCCGCCGCGAAGGAGCGCGGGCUUGACAUCGAGGUCGACAGCUGCGGGACGGCCGGAUAUCAUUCUGGCGAGGACCCAGAUGACAGGUUCGUGAAUCAACGAGGACGGAUACGGCACAGGCUUGAUAACCGUCCGAAAUUCACUCUCUAGAACCGUCGCGACUUGCAAGAAGUAUAGGAUACCGAUCAAUCAUCAUGCUCGACAACUCCACAAGUACGGUGCCAAUCUCGCGUUUGCUUGACGGCUCAUAUGCGAUGACAGAAAAGACUUUACCCGGUUCACCCACAUCCUUGCGUCGGACCACGACAACUUGCGCAACAUAAACCGCGUCAAGCCUUCCGACGCGACGGCUGAUAUCAGACUUUGGGGUUCCUAUCUAGAUGAUAAAGCGAUCCCAGAUCCCUGGUACGGCGGAAUGAGCGACUUUGAGAGCACUUAUAAGCAGUGCACGGCAUUAUCGAAGGCCUUUCUGGAUGAGUUGGUGGACGACAAAGCGUGAUUGGCAGUAGUAAAUGCAGCCCGAGUUCCCAACGCAUCCUCCGAGUUCCAGAGUGAAGUUGUGGUCUGCAAUACAUGGAGUGUGCUUCCUUAUCAAGCACAAGAACUGACGAACCUUGUUCUGGGUGUAGAAAUUGAUGCCAUUCUUCCCGUAGAAGUGAAUAUCUCCGCUGUACCAAGGUCAGAUCCGGGCUCCUACGUCCGAUAUCAAGAGAAACGAACAGGAAGCUGCCCUGUGAAGGAUUCAGAUGCGAUCACAACCCCAAGCGAACAACGAACCUUGUUACCGGACCAGGAGAACAUGGGAAGUGCUAUUUGCGAUUCAGCGAGUUGAGCUGUCCGGUCAUGAAAGGUACGUACGAACGGGGAUCGGCACGUUGAUUCCGACUUGCCCAACGUUCACCUCAGUCUGUGCUGGUAUUAGACAUACAUAAGACCACAGGGAAAGAGAACUAUCGUGCCUCGAAUUUCCUCGCAGUGGCACCAGACUGGGUGAAGAUGGCAGCGCCGUUUCCAUAUCGGUUCUUGUUGAUGAUUUCAAUGCCUUCGUCCAGCGUGUCGACUGCGAUCACUGUCAACACGGGCCCGA
Molecule: messenger RNA, 5032 nt
Organism: Mycena citricolor
Lineage: Eukaryota; Fungi; Basidiomycota; Agaricomycetes; Agaricales; Mycenaceae
Source: the annotation of a GenBank genome assembly